CGGUGUGUGUUGCUCUUGCAUGUCCAAGUUCUCAACCAGUUCUGCUUUGGAACUAUUGCUGUGGGUCCACACCUGACCGGUCCUCCUCCUCCUCUGUAGGUCCAAUAUGGCAGCGACAGUUAACACACCUCGGUCAGCUCACCCAGAACCAAGCAGAGUGCACGUAAGCAGUUGGGCUAACAGUUGUGGGCCAACCUCUGAUCCGCAUGAUCCAGGACUACAUGGCCCCUGCCAAGAUCCCCGACCUCCACCAAACCCCCAACACCACAUCCCUGCCCGGCCUGUCUUCUACGUCCAUGCUCCACCGCCACCCCCUUUCCACCCCUACGAGUGGCCCAUGCACUUCUCCCAUAACCCUUUUGCUGGCUUCCCAGGAAUGGGCUAUAGUAUGGCAAUGCCCCAAUUCCCUCCUCCCACUCCUUAUAAGGAGGUUCCAGCAUACAUUAUGCCCCAACCUCACAUGCAACCUGUCGACUACAGACGUUUCAUCCACCCCCAGGCACCCAGCGCACCUUACCAGAACCCGUACCAGAACCCGUACCAGACCUCUAGAGUCCGCCCACAUCUUACCGGCCCUGUUAGAGAAACCGUGAACUCGGCAGUCCAAACAGAACCCCAACAGAGAGAAACCGUUAACUCUGAGGUCCAAACAGAACCCCAACAGAGAGAAACCGUUAACUCUGAGGUCCAAACAGAACCCCAACAAAGAGGAGCAAGUUGUUACGGCGAGGAAAGCCCACUCAUCAGCGCAGAUUCGGGUCGUGGAACUCCCUGUAUAAACAAUAGCUCUUACCUGAAGAGACCAUGGAACGCGUCCAUUUGGUCCGUGGAGUUUCUGGCCCCCUUCAUCCCCACUAAGGAGUGGCUCCUGCAGAACAGCGUGUUGGCAGCCGAUGUGGUAGUUGAGGAAUCUAAAAAAAAGAGAUCCUCCUCUGACACCUCGCUGUCGGACAGCUGGCCCCUGUCCAGCACCCCCACCAGGAAGACAAGUCCACGAAAGGAGCCAGAAAUAGAGUGCGACAUGGGAAGCAGAGUCCAAGCCCAGAGCGUGGCUCCUUCAGAAAAGGGUCGCUCGGCUUCCCCAAAUGACCUGCAGAGUAAAAUGAUUUUAUCUACCCCCACUUCAGAGGACACAAAUAGGUCUUCUGAACCUGAGGCUAUUCAGAGCCCCAACCAGGACAUUUUAAAUGAGCAGCAGAACAAAAGGACCUGCUCUCAUCUGCAGGAAAAGAGUCCACGCUUGAACCCCACAGAAGAGAAGACCUGUGCAAGAAGGCUGAAUCUACAAAAUGGAGCAGACAUCAACUUGGAAGAUGGAGCAUAUGGGAACGAAGAAGAUGGUCGGUUUACAAAAGAGGAGCUGUGCGUCCCAAAGGCUGAUCAGAAGACAGCAGAAGUGUCUCCAUCGAAGGUGGACUUUGGAGUCCAGUGUAAUGAGUUACAGGAGCACAAGUGUGCCUGUGAGGAGGCAAGGUGCAGCAUGGGCCAAAACGGGAAACAGCGUUUUACACUUUCAGGAAAGAACAAUGGAAAGUACAGACAACGAGAAGGUCCCAACAUAAAGGGACAAACGCAGAGGAAGCGAGUCUUCAGGAAAUACAGGGGUCAAGACAGCAACCAGCAUGAAGCCUAAAGUGGAUUCCAUGGGAAACCCCAAGGCUGAAAAUGAACGUUAUCCUCUGUACUGAGCACUGACUCCUCUUCAACUCCUGGUUUUAAAGAAUUAAUUUUAUAUUAAAAUAUAUUUAUAAUUAAAAAUA
Molecule: messenger RNA, 1760 nt
Organism: Eleginops maclovinus (Patagonian blennie)
Lineage: Eukaryota; Metazoa; Chordata; Actinopteri; Perciformes; Eleginopidae
Exons: 6
Coding region: 107-1633 (508 amino acids)
Source: RefSeq, a predicted model, not a curated record